UUGUAGAUAUAAUGCUUUAAUCCUCUCUAAAUCACUGCUUAACAAGCUUAAAUAAACCAAACGUUUCCCACUUCUAUUACUGCACAACAAUAAUUGUCCUGCAACCUGCUUAUGCAUUGAUACUCCCAAUCAUUUUAAUUUUUUGGGUUAUCCAAAAGUCUUCAUUUACAUUUAAAUUAGCAUGUAACACUCCAACUUCCACCAAAUCACUCGUAAAUUCGUAACAUUUCACUAUAAAUACUCAUACUUCAUAGUUCAUAGUUUCAUACAACAGAAACAACCAACAAUUCCCUCUUGUAACUAGAUUAAGUGCUUUUACCAACUGCCUAAAAAAAUGGUACUACAAAACAAACCAAAAUCCAGUAGUAGAGCAACAAGAACAAACGUUAACGAUGAUAGCAAGUCACUCGUACCAGUUCAUACACCACUGUUCACAAUUAACUCUCAUGCUGAAGAUGUUGAUAUCACCCCACCACCACCCCUGAUUUCAUCAUACAAUGACCGUAUUCGGCCUCUCCUUGAUGCAGUCGACAAGCUAAGAAACCUGAAAGUUAUGAAGGAGGGGAUUCAGUUACCAACUAUCGUCGUAGUUGGUGAUCAGUCCUCUGGCAAAUCUAGUGUGCUAGAGUCCUUAGCUGGGAUUAGUCUUCCUAGAGGGAAAGGUAUAUGCACCCGGGUUCCGCUUAUUAUGCGCCUGCAGCAUCAUUCUAGUCCUGACCCUGAACUCUUCCUUGAGUACAUGGGUAAAAAUGUGAGGACUGAUGAAGCUAAUGUGUCUGAUGCAAUCAACUUUGCUACUCAAGAAAUCGCGGGUAAUGCUAAGGGGAUAUCUAAUGCUCCCAUAACAUUAGUUGUGAAGAAACAUGGUGUCCCAGAUUUAACAAUGGUUGAUCUGCCCGGUAUCACUCGGGUUCCUGUUCAUGGACAGCCUGAGAAUAUAUAUGAACAGAUUCGGGAUAUUAUUAUGGAGUAUAUUACUCCAGAGGAGAGUAUUGUCCUGAAUGUGUUAUCUGCAACAGUUGAUUUUUCGACGUGUGAGUCUAUUAUGAUGUCUCAGAGUGUUGAUAAAACUGGACAGAGGACACUUGCUGUUGUGACUAAGGCUGAUAAGGCUCCUGAAGGCUUAUUGGAGAAGGUUACAAAUGAUGAUGUCAGUAUUGGUCUCGGGUAUGUGUGUGUUAGGAACAGAAUUGGGGAGGAAACUUAUGAGGAAGCGCGGUUGGAGGAGGCAAGGCUGUUUGGGUCUCACCCUUUGCUGUCGAGGAUUGAUGACUCGACUGUGGGGGUUCCUGUAUUGGCCCAAAGGUUGGUUCAUAUACAGGCUAGUAUAAUCUCAAAGUGUUUGCCUAACAUUGUUAAGCAGAUAAAUGCAAAGUUGAAUUCUAAUGUUGCUGAACUGAAUAGCAUGCCUCAGAAUUUAUCAUCUGCGGCAGAGGCAAUGGCGGUGUUUAUGCAGAUCACGGGAUCUGCAAAGGAGUCUCUCAGAAAGAUUCUGAUUAGGGGUGAAUAUGAUGAUUAUCCUGAUGAUUCAGGUAUGCAUUGUACUGCUCGUUUGGCGGAGAUGCUGAACAGGUUUUCUGCUAACACUGCAUUUCUGAUGGAAGAGGUUCGGGUUCUGGAGGAGGCUAAGGGUAUUGGGCUGCCAAAUUUCCUUCCUCGUGGUGGGUUUCUUACCAUCCUGCAGAGAAAGGUUGAGGGAAUUUCUGGAAGUCCUGUGGAUUUUGUUAACAAGGUGUGGCAAUACAUUGAAAAUGUGGUGGUGCAAGUGCUGAUGCAUCACUGUGACAACUACCCACCGCUUCAGUCCUCAACUAGGAGGCCUGCAAACAGUCUGAUCAGCAAGAUGAAAGAUCAAUCUGUUAAGCGCGUUGUAGAAAUUGUUGAGAUGGAAAAGCUUGCUGAUUACACUUGCAAUCCUGAGUACAUGACCAUUUGGACUGAGCUGAUGACCAGCCAAGAAGAAUUCAUGAGGGUUCUUGAGGACGAGUCUGAGAAACCAGUUGUGAAAAUGAAAGGGUUCGGUGAGGUUAAAAUUGAGCAUUUGAGGAUGCACAAGCAUGUGGCACAGCAAGCAUUGGACAUGAAGAUUAGGAUGACAGCGUACUGGAAGAUUGUUCUAAGAAGGCUGGUUGAUUCAAUGGCCUUGCAUCUGCUGUUCAGUAUUCAGAAUCUGGUGAACAAAGAACUGGAGUACGAGAUAGUGAAUGAGCUGAUGGGGCCGUAUGGGGGAGGCAUCGAAAGGAUGCUAGAGGAGUCUCCAUCUGUAGCAACAAAGAGAGAGAGGCUGAAUAAGAGUAUUAAACUGCUGAAGGAGUCUAAGGAUGUUGUCUCAAAGAUUAUGGACAGAAUUGCUCUUACUGAAUGAGGGUUCAUCAGAACCAUGUGAGAUUCUGUUCGUCCUGUUAGUUUCAAGAAUAAGAUUAAGUGCUACUGCUGCAUCACUAGCAGAUUAGCAAGUCAGUAGCUUAUUGUUUAUGCUUCUACUAAGUUGGUCUUAUUUUACUUUUCAG
This is a messenger RNA of Chenopodium quinoa (quinoa), 2510 nucleotides long. RefSeq names its product dynamin-related protein 4C-like. Gene Ontology annotation, molecular function: GTP binding; microtubule binding; GTPase activity. Lineage: Eukaryota; Viridiplantae; Streptophyta; Magnoliopsida; Caryophyllales; Amaranthaceae. Gene Ontology annotation, cellular component: cytoplasm; microtubule; membrane. The record is from RefSeq and is a predicted model, not a curated record.